Messenger RNA from Lethenteron reissneri (Far Eastern brook lamprey), 513 nucleotides. Its product is annotated as E1A-binding protein p400-like. NCBI's taxonomy places the organism in Eukaryota, Metazoa, Chordata, Hyperoartia, Petromyzontiformes, Petromyzontidae. Gene Ontology annotation, molecular function: chromatin binding. Gene Ontology annotation, cellular component: Swr1 complex; NuA4 histone acetyltransferase complex. Gene Ontology annotation, biological process: DNA repair. The record is from RefSeq and is a predicted model, not a curated record.
CAACGCCGGUGACAAGGCCGGUGACAACGCCGGUGACAACGCCUCCUCGGCUGUCCGGGGAUGAGGAAGUGAAGACGGAGGAUGACCCUGCAAGACAGGCACAGAUGGAGGCGGGCGUGAUGGAGCGAGUGUGGAGCCUGCGCAAGGCCGGGUUGUGGGCACCGCAGCGUCUGCCCCGCGUGGCCGACCCUCCACGUCCACGCGCACACUGGGACUGCCUGCUGCAGGAGAUGGAGUGGAUGGCUGAGGACUUUGCCCAGGAGCGACGAUGGAAGAUCGCUGCGGCCAAGACGCUGUGCGUGUCGGUGUCUCGCCACGUGCAGCGCGAGGCGGCCAGGAGGCUGCGCGAGGAGUCGCGGCGCGGUGCGGCGCUGCGGAGACUCGCUCGACACGCAGCCAGCGCCGUGACGCAGUUCUGGGGAAACAUGUGGCGGGUACGCUGACGUUGAGGGAAAACAAGUGAGCCGAUGAGAGCGACGUCGACGUUGCCGGUGGUGGCGGCUGUGGCCGCAG